GCUCAGCAGUGCGGAAGAAGAAGAAGAAAAUGGCAGAGUCCAUAAAGUUUCUCCAUGGAGCAAUGAUGGCUUUUAUCUUCUUAUUCGCUGCCUGUUUGUCUUCUGUGAGCAGCACAGCGCAGGUUCCGCUUCUAGUCUGGUCUAACAGGAGCUUCGCUCCUCUGGCUUCUCCUCUGGCUGGACACAUCGUAUCCAUGAAGGAGCUGUCUGCUGCCCUCAGCCCCACCUUUGGCUCCCCCUCCCAGACGGUGCUCCUCUUCCUGCAGGACAAGUUAAGCAAAGAUGACUUUACUCGGUUUGGAGGAGUGUUUGGAAACAAGCAGGAAGGCGUCUUUAGGAACCUCGAGGCGGCGCUCCAGUCAUCUUCCUCAUCGAGGAUUUUUCCUGCAGUGGAGUGGACAGGAGAAUCCGCCAUCCCCGCUCUGCUGCAGGAGAAGCUAAGUGCUUCACCCCUGCUGGUUGAUGCAGACACCCUGGAAAAGCUGAACCUGAACACAUCAGUCAACAACCUGCUGCUCAUCAACCUGCCGUACUGCAGCAACUCACCCGAAACCUGCAAAAAGAUCCUCUCUAACAAUGGUAUAGUGAAACGGUGUGGAGGAGUAAAUGUGGCCGAGAUUAGGUGCAGAAUUUUAGACUGAUUUCAGUUUUUGUCAACAGAUGAGAUUAUAGGAAAAGUUCAGAGUUUCCUGAAGGCCAAAGGUGUUUCCUACACGGCGAUCUACACAGGGCUUCAGCCGUCACAGGUGAUUUCAGAGCCCUCUUUGUUAAACCAGGGAGUGGGCCGCAGCUUGUUACAAACCCCUGGAGUUAAUGUCAGCCAAAUGCCGAUAACGUUUAACGACUCGGUAGGGUACUGCAUUAUGCUCUGGGCCCAGAAACUAGAAAUCCGCGCUCCAGACAAACCAGAGUGGAUCGAUCUCGCUACGCAAAACUAUACGACAGCAGGAUCCCGUUGUAACACAACCGAUUCAUUGCUUGUGCUUAACUAUGCUGACUACAUUUUGAGUUUUACACUGAGUCAGAGGUUCUAUCCGGUGUCCGCCCGAAACUGGACCACCUUAGACUCAGUGCAGCUGGAGGUGCGCUCACUCAGGCAAACGUUUUCUUACGUUGGGAAACGUGGGAUCUACUCCCCCGUCGAGUACUCCUUUCACUGCCAGUCCGUCACCAGCUUUGUGGAUGCCCUGCUGAUUCCCGACAACCAAAGCACGACUCAGUGGUUGCUGAACUUCAACGACUUCCAGGUACCGCCGUUUUCCUGC
Messenger RNA from Cyprinodon variegatus (sheepshead minnow), 1265 nucleotides. Its product is annotated as V-type proton ATPase subunit S1-like. The transcript is spliced from 8 exons. The record is from RefSeq and is a predicted model, not a curated record. Gene Ontology annotation, cellular component: proton-transporting V-type ATPase complex. NCBI's taxonomy places the organism in Eukaryota, Metazoa, Chordata, Actinopteri, Cyprinodontiformes, Cyprinodontidae. Bases 30 to 641 code for a protein of 203 amino acids.